AUGCCAAAGAAACUAUCCAAGAACCCUCUUCCGCCGAGCUCCUCAACACUCUCCUCGACAUCAUCAGCUUCAGUAGCUUCCUCCCUCCUCCCAUCCUCCAUCGCCGACCCAUCUCUUCCGCUACCUAAGCUAAUCGUCUUCGACCUCGACUAUACCCUCUGGCCAUUCUGGGUAGACACCCACGUUACGCCGCCCCUCAAGCCCAAUGCGUCCCAUACAAGCGCUACAGACCGCUACGGCGAAGACUACGGCUUUUUCAGCGAUGUACCAGCUAUCCUCUACGCGCUUCCACGCGCCGGUAUAAAAAUGGGUGUCGCGUCACGAACAUGUGCGCCCAGUCUUGCGCGCGAUUUGUUAAAAAUGCUUCAUAUUACCGCGCCGGAGGGUGGUGUUAAGGAAAAGCCGAAGAAGGCGCUGGAUAUGUUUGAGGGUCUGUUGGAGAUUUAUCCGGGGUGCAAGAUCAAGCAUUUUGAGAGUUUACAGAAGAGGACGGGAAUCAAGUAUGAGGAUAUGCUGUUCUUUGAUGAUGAGGCGAGGAAUAGGGAUACGGAGAGCUUGGGGGUGACGAUGUGUCUUGUUAGAGAUGGUGUUACGUGGGAGGAACUUGAGAGGGGGAUUACGCAGUGGAGGAAUAAGAGGGGAUAUAUUAAGAGGCCUGAUGCCAUUGAGUUGGAGUAA
Molecule: messenger RNA, 678 nt
Organism: Fusarium coffeatum
Lineage: Eukaryota; Fungi; Ascomycota; Sordariomycetes; Hypocreales; Nectriaceae
Exons: 1
Coding region: 1-678 (225 amino acids)
Molecular function (GO): acid phosphatase activity
Source: RefSeq, a predicted model, not a curated record